UAUGGACGAUGAUUUCACGGACUACGAAGUUCUACAUAAUUAUUAUGAGGAUGAAGAAGAAUUUGCCUCACCAACUCCUUCACCUUUUCCCGAACCAGUUGCCAAUUCCUGGGAAGUUUCACAAGUCCAGGAGAAAGACCAGAGAUCAUUUCCCGAAGAAAAAACAGAUUCUUCUAAUCAAGUUCAACAAAAGCUCCAGUCGGAAGCGAUUUCUCUAUUAAAAGAGAUAAACAAACCUAGAGAAGAAAAGACAUACGCAACUCUGACGUGUGAACUUGUGCGACAGGAUAUGGAGUCCUUGCCGGAUUUAGAGCAGCGUGCUUUACGCAAAGAACUCUUUGAACUGGUCGAUCGAUUCGUUGCCCGAAAUCGUGAUCGAGGUGCAGACUAG
Eupeodes corollae is the source of this 391-nucleotide messenger RNA. RefSeq lists its product as uncharacterized. The record is from RefSeq and is a predicted model, not a curated record. Bases 2 to 391 code for a protein of 129 amino acids. The transcript has 3 exons. NCBI's taxonomy places the organism in Eukaryota, Metazoa, Arthropoda, Insecta, Diptera, Syrphidae.